UAAAUGCAGACGAAUAGAAGAAGCAGGAGAGCCGCGGGCGAGGCGUUGUUGACUCAAACACGCUUUCCCAUUUCCUACCAAAACACCAAAGGCAGGAAGCGUAGCCGCGGCCCGCGGGAGACAAAGUGAUCGAGACAUGGUGAUGAACAGCCCUGUGGUGGCGUGGGUGGCCAACGUGUCAGCGGAUUUGUGUCAAUACAUUGCGUGCAACCCAGAGAGAUUGAGCAGCGACCACGUCCUCCACCUCCUCUUUUGCUUCCCUUUCCAACACUUGCACCGCCUCGCCCUCUCUUUCUGCUCCCCCUCUCCUUCCUCUGACGACUACGACGACCGCGACACUCUCCACUCCGAUUGAGUGAUUUCUUGUAAAAGUUUGAGGAUUCAUCUGGACAAAAUAAAAGUGAUUCAUACUAAUGUUUUGUUGUUUUGAUUGAUUUGAGUGUUUUUAUUUGAUUUCAUUUGACGAAUUGUGUUUGACUUGUGCAAAUGCCAAAUGGGUGAGGUUGUUGUCUUUCUUCCAGAUCUGCUCCUUGAUUGAAUGAAGCUGUUAAGCCUUGAUUUUACAGUGGAUAAAGAUAGCAUAUAGACAAAAAAUAAUAAUAAUAAGAUAGUUUUAAAGAAAACCACAAUUUCUCGUCAAAAUUCAUAUUUAAAUAUUAUUAACUUCAGAAGAAAAAAGAAGGGGUAGGUGUUGGCGCGUUGGGGAAGACAUGACGACUGUGGCAUCGCCAUGGACGAAGACAUCCUUCCUAUUUUCUCGCAUAAAUGGCCGUAUAAAAACCCCUCACUCUCCUCCCAAUUUACAGUUUCGCCACUCCCUUCCCAACUCGUUCACGCUCUUCUCUCCUCCGACUCGGCCUCUCUCCAUGGCUGCUUCAUCCUCUGCUCAACCAACCACAAACCCUCAGGGUGUGUCACCUGGAGAUGGCAGCAAAGACGCUUCCGAUGUAUUUCAUCUGAUUCAAGCACAUCAGGAAAAGGCAGCUCGGCUUGCUCCGAUUGAGGAGAUUCGAACUGUGCUUGAUCAUAGUGUGCGCGGAAUGCUCUCUACCUUUUCUCAGAAGCAUGAGGGCUACCCAUCAGGAUCGAUGGUUGAUUUUGCCUGUGACGCAGAUGGAUCUCCAAUAUUAGCUGUCAGCAGCCUCGCAGUUCAUAUGAAGGACUUAACAUCUAAUCCCAAAUGCUCAUUGCUUGUGGCUAAAGAUCCUGAGGACAGGACUGAUUUAGUAAUCACUAUGCACGGUGAUGCUAUUUCCGUUUCUGAAAAUGAUAGACCUGCCAUUCGUGCUGCAUACUUGGCGAGGCAUCCAAAUGCAUUUUGGGUUGACUUUGGUGACUUCCAAUUUAUGCGCAUCGUACCAAAAGUUGUACGGUAUGUCUCAGGGGUUGCCACAGCUUUAUUGGGAUCAGGAGAGUUCAGUGGAGAAGAGUACAAAUCCACCCACGUUGAUCCGAUAGCUCAGUUUUCUAAGCCUGUUGCGUCUCACAUGAAUAGAGAUCAUUCUGAAGAUACAAAGCUCAUUGUGCAACACUGGACGUCAAUUCCGGUGGACUCUGCUUACAUGCUGGAUUUAGAUAGCCUUGGUUUCAAUGUCAAGGCUGGUUAUGAAGGGAACACUUUCAAGCUUCGAAUACCUUUCCCUAGACGCGCAGAAGAUCGAAAGGAUGUGAAGACUCUUGUGGUGGAAAUGCUUCAAGCUGCUAAGCCUCAAACUGAUUGAUAAAUAAUAGAGACAUACUCUGGUUAUGUUGGAUAGUGCAGCAAAUCAGAGUUGCCUUCUCUUGACAUGGAGAAAUUCGAACUCAUGGAAAACAUUGUGAACAAAGAUAACUCUGUUGGAAAAGGGACAAUGAACUGGGUAUGCUUUUGCCUUUCUCUCACAUAUGUAACCAUUAGAAUCACAACUGGUUGAUGUAUUAAGUGGUAUGAGACAUUCUCAGAAAAUGCCAUUAUUCUGAAUGAGAUUGUACGAAGAAUCAUCUGUCAAGAAACCCAAUCACAUUUGAAAUAUAUAUAUAUGAAUGAGAAAAUAUGAUAGUGUUCAUAUA
This is a messenger RNA of Corylus avellana, 2049 nucleotides long. Its product is annotated as FMN binding protein. NCBI's taxonomy places the organism in Eukaryota, Viridiplantae, Streptophyta, Magnoliopsida, Fagales, Betulaceae. The record is from RefSeq and is a predicted model, not a curated record.